Messenger RNA from Moesziomyces antarcticus, 888 nucleotides. RefSeq names its product clpP/crotonase. The transcript is spliced from 3 exons. The record is from RefSeq and is a predicted model, not a curated record. Gene Ontology annotation, cellular component: mitochondrion. NCBI's taxonomy places the organism in Eukaryota, Fungi, Basidiomycota, Ustilaginomycetes, Ustilaginales, Ustilaginaceae. Bases 1 to 888 code for a protein of 295 amino acids. Gene Ontology annotation, molecular function: enoyl-CoA hydratase activity. Gene Ontology annotation, biological process: fatty acid beta-oxidation.
AUGCUGGCUUCCACUGUCCGAACGGCCUUGCGCACGAGCGCGCCGCGUGCGACUCUGCCCUCGACACGCUCGCUUUCGACGUCGCUGCCGCGCCUGUCGGCCGCGGCCGCCAAGGAGUACCAGAACAUCCUCGUGUCGUCGCCAGCCAAGGGUGUCACGCUCAUCACGCUCAACCGACCCAAGGCGCUCAACGCGCUCAACUCUGCACUCUUCCACGAGCUCAACGAGGCGACCGAGAUUGCGGACAACAACCCAGAGGUGGGCGCGAUCGUCCUCACCGGCUCCGAAAAGGCGUUUGCUGCCGGCGCCGACAUCAAGGAGAUGAAGGACAAGCAGUACGCUGAUGCAUACAAGACCAACUUCCUCGGCCACUGGACCAAGCUCACCACGGUGCGCAAGCCCAUCAUUGCCGCGGUGUCCGGAUUCGCGCUCGGCGGCGGCUGCGAGCUUGCCAUGAUGUGCGACAUCAUCCUCGCCUCGCCCACGGCCAACUUUGGCCAGCCCGAGAUCAACCUCGGUGUAAUCCCCGGAGCCGGCGGCACGCAGAGGCUGACCAAGGCGGUCGGCAAGUCGACGGCGAUGGAGAUGGUGCUGACGGGCCGCAACUUUUCCGCCGACGACGCCGAGAGGCGCGGCCUGAUCUCGCGCGUGGUGCGCGAGGGCAGCGUGGUGGACGAGGCGGUCAAGGUGGCCUCGACCAUUGCCAAGAAGGGCCAGAUCGCCGUUCAGGCCGCCAAGGAGGGCGUCAAUGCAUCCUUCGAGCUUUCGCUGCAAGAAGGCACUCGCUUCGAGCGACGCCUCUUCCAGAGCCUCUUCGCCACCAAGGACCAGAAGGAAGGCAUGGCGGCCUUUGCCGAGAAGCGCAAGGCCAGCUUUACGCACGAGUAA